Molecule: messenger RNA, 1386 nt
Organism: Arthroderma uncinatum
Lineage: Eukaryota; Fungi; Ascomycota; Eurotiomycetes; Onygenales; Arthrodermataceae
Product: serine/arginine repetitive matrix protein 1
Exons: 1
Coding region: 1-1386 (461 amino acids)
Biological process (GO): nuclear envelope organization
Cellular component (GO): Nem1-Spo7 phosphatase complex
Molecular function (GO): protein phosphatase regulator activity; phosphoprotein phosphatase activity
Source: RefSeq, a predicted model, not a curated record
AUGUCGCAACUCGACCAGAUCGUGAAAGGCGCUCCGCCUCCUGAGAUACAGGUUCACCAGCCUACCAGUCUGAACAAGACGCCGUCGCCCUCUCUCGCGCGCUCUCUGUCCUCGACAUCGCAGGAUUCAACCGAGACGUCGCCCUCGUCCGUCGCUACCGUCUCUCCCGAUCCGCUCUCAGCUCUUCCCUCCUCCCCGCCGCAGAUAUAUCUCAACCUGCUCAUCGUCGAAACCGCCCUGCGCGCGCAGUACCUCGCUCUACGGGCCAGGAGACGCCAGAAUACCUUCUUCCUCCUCCUGCUCGCUCUCUGGAUCAUAUACUUCACCUACGCUCUCUUCUUCCGGCCGCGAGAGGAUGGGCGCGGGCUCGGUGGCUCGGUCUACUGGGUCGUCGAAACCGGUGAAAAGGUCGCUCUGACCGGCGGAGUGGUCACCGGCAUCCUCAUCUGGGGCACCGGUCAGUGGGAGCGAGGUCUACGAUGGCCGCGGCGGUGGUUGGGCGUCACCAAUCGUGGUAUCAGAGGGAUGAACGCAAAGGUCAUCGUCAUCCAGGGCCCCUGGUGGAAGGAAUUGCUUUCCUAUCUAUCUUUUAUAUUCCCUUACUCGGCGUUCUUCCCGUCGAACACCUCUUUCCACUACGUCGAGUACGAACGAGCGCCGGCGCCGGCCACUGCUGCGGAGAGAGAGAAGCCUCCUCCUAACCGCAGACGUCGCGGGAGCUCGGUGACCAGUCUACGCCAGCCGCCAGACGAAGAAAACCGCAUCGGAGUCGAAGAAGACCUGGCUCCGGGCGGUGACUAUAUACGGCUCCUUUUACUCCCCAAAUCAUUCUCUCCGGCCUUCCGCAAGAACUGGGACGAGUACCGGACAGACUACUGGGAGAAGGAAAACGAACGACGGGCCCGUCUGCGCCAUAAGAUCAAGGAAUUCUCCCGCCAACAGGCCAGAGCUAAUGCCGGCUGGCUCUGGUGGGCGAAAUGGAGAUACUGGAAACGAAGCUACAGCCGCGCAAUACCCGUGAUAAGCAAGAGUGGACGAGAUAUUGAACGAUACUCUAUGCAUAAAUACUCGCACUCCCGUCACUUGAACGAAAGGGAGAAACCCCGUAGAACGUCUCCGUACUCCGACUCACAUACGCACUCCAGGACGUCGUCUCGCAGCUCGACACCGCACCCUGUCUCCGAUAUCGAGGAUAGGAUACCCCUUGAUCGCGAACGAAGGUCGUCUGUCUCCCGUCGAGGCAGCAGUGGAGCGGCCAGUAUGCCCAAGAGAAACAAAUCGGUUUCUCAGACUGCCUCGGGCUCGAGCAGGUUUUCAACCCCGCUGACACCGAUGUCAGUAAGUAAAGAGGUCAAGGAUGAGAGUGGUGUUGGUGAGCCUUCAUGA